This is a messenger RNA of Microdochium trichocladiopsis, 722 nucleotides long. RefSeq lists its product as uncharacterized. The coding region runs from base 107 to 604 and encodes 165 amino acids. The record is from RefSeq and is a predicted model, not a curated record. NCBI's taxonomy places the organism in Eukaryota, Fungi, Ascomycota, Sordariomycetes, Xylariales, Microdochiaceae. The transcript has a single exon.
CCGAGACAUUGUUGAGCAGAAUGAGUAGGCGAUCCGCAAUGUUGCGGCGCUCGAUGAUGCUGAGAGUGGUCGCCAUCCGACACGGACUCGAGUGAAGUCUUAUGCUAUGAAACAUCGCGAGGCAUUGCGCAUCGUGGAAUUGGCAGCCGAGAAAUCCGGCAGCGGCAUGUGUUUCGGGCCUUCUGACAAGUCGAACAGGCCUCGCCGCGGCGCAGCUCAACUUGCCAGAAUUGCGAACCGGCCUGACACAGGGAGGCAACGCAAGUCUGCAUUGACGCAAGCCUGCGCAUCCUCGUCCUCGAAUUCACCCCUGUUAUCCCAGUUCGGCUUCUUCGGGGGUACGCGAUUGCGAGAGAUGGGCAGGUUGGUCCUGCGGGGUAGGCGCCAAUCAUCACCAUCGUUGCCGAUAGGUGCUAGGAGUGUAGUCGGUGUCGCUGUGUUGGCGCAGGGUGGAAGUCAUAGUGACCUGUCGGACGCGCGUCGGUGGCAGAAUGGAAACCGUGGGAGAGCGCGAAAGUUCACAUUAGGAGCGGAGUCGCGUGCACACUGUACGAGCCGCGUUCGCGAUCCCAGUGUUUGUGUUCGUGCAGUAGUCGUAUACUGAGCGUUUUAUGGUGUGCCCAAGAUGAUGGGGAGAUACCGGAGCAGGGAAGGCGGCCUGGCGAUGAACAGCGAAAGGCUGCUGUGGCGACCAGACAAUGAGGAUGACGAAGGAAUGCUUG